CAUCGAGCCAUCUGGAAGCAAGGGGGCUCUUGGGCAACCACCCUGACAAACCUCUGGCAGACUUUCAAUUGGCCGAAUUCACGUGAUUAGGCGUUCAGUUCGCGACUUCCCAACUAGUGACGACAUUCUCAAAUCACAGCUCUGGCAACAAUGAUCUACUUCAGCUUUCUAAUUGACGCCUCUUCACAUUAGCAUCACAGUCAGCUCAUUCAAUGCUCGGCACUCUUUCCAUUCCACCAUAGCUGGCGGUGAAGAGAUUCAGCUCAACCCUGAUUUAACCUGAUUCUCCGGGCACCUACAGCUGCCUCCACCCGGAGAAUGUCUUACACCACCAAUUCGCCAGCUCAGAGCACCAAAGCCUCCAUGCAGGCAAGCGCUCCCUCAACAGGAAGCAUGAGGGAUUUUAUGGCUUCUUGCAUGUCCUUCAACCAGGCAAGCGCUAGAGGCACCUCCACAGGAAGUGCGAGAGGUUUCCCAGGGGCCGAUACGCUCGGCACUACUGUAUCCAAUGCGAUCUCUAUUGACGAUAGCCCCAGCCCAACUUCUGUCUUUCCUCAGGGUGUGACGUCAAAGAAGCGGAAGCGGGGGACCAUCAGCGAACCGGUGGUCAUAAAUAUCUCUGAUGACUCCGAUGACGAAAAUUCCGUGGCCAGGACUAAUUCGGUGACAUCCAUGCGAAAGUCUGUGGCUAAAGCACCUAAAGCUAAAGCACCGAAGCGGAAGCGGAAGCAAAAAGAUUAUGAGGAGCCGAAUCCUGGGGGAGAGAGCCGCGUCGAAAAACGACUACAUCAGUUUCGUGAGAGGCCGCCAUAUAAGUUCCAGGACCGAUUGAACCGUGCCAUAUCCCAACCAAUGUUCCUCAUUGAUCGAGAGAGAAAACUGAAUAGCGAUGGAACGCAUGAAGUGGAGAAGUUUGAUAUGGCCGGUUCAACUGGGAAUAUAUAUGAAGUCGUGAUUGACAAAAAGCCAAAAUGUACAUGCAUGGAUGCGAGGAUCAGAGGAAAUCAGUGCAAGCAUAUUAUCUAUGUUCUCGUCAACGUUCUGAAAGCUCCAGAGCAUCUUCAAUACCAACAAGCUCUGCUUUCUACAGAACUCAAACAGAUAUUCGACCACGCCCCUGUUACACCCCAGUCUUCCAAUAGCUCCGAAGAUACAUCACAUCCCGGAAAGCGAAAGCCGAUCGAGGGUGAUUGUCCAGUGUGUGUCAUAGAAUUCAAGCCCAGCGAUGAAAUUCUGUGGUGCAAAGCUGCAUGCGGGAACAAUAUCCACAAGACUUGCUUUGACCAGUGGGCGAAGAGCAAGCCUGGACCGGUUAAAUGCGUAUACUGUCGUACCGUUUGGAAGGAGGAUGAGGAUUCCACUAAAAACAUUGACAAACAUGGAGCAAAGAAUAGAGAGGGAUACGUCAACGUUGCGCGCCAGCUUGGGUUGAGUGGCGUGCGGGACCAUAGCAGCUAUCAUCAACCAUGGUUCGACGACGAGGGGUAUGGGGGGUUUGCAGGGAUCUAGUAAGCUUGGUUACAGUGCGGGGGAUGGAGUAGCUGGGAUAUUUUUAUGGAGGGGUUGCGAUGGUCAAUACGCCAACCUCGAGUGGGCUUGCUAUUUGAUGAGGGGAUGGGAUUUGGCCAUGACACAUUAGGGUGGUGGGGAGAUGUUUGGCAUUACACUAUCCAGGCGUUGGGGAGGGGUUUAUCGUUUGCUGAGGUGCAUAACAUUGAUUCUGGCGUUUGUCAGGUGGCAGCCUUCACGGCGAGGAGGGACUUACUUUUGCUGCAUACUAUACCCAUUUGCUUUUACUCUUGCUGUGUCUUACUGACCGCCCCUUGCUAUUUUAACGAGGCAACUAAUUAUAGGAAGCGACAUCAUAGUCAUGGAAAUCAAAACUGAGCUUUAAUUGGGCCAUGCCGCGGAGUUAUACUAUUGUCUUACUACUUUCGUGGGCUUUCCUUGAGCAUCACGUAUGAACAGCUACUAGCUGUGUUGGUUCUCAGACGAAUCUUCCUAUUUGAGGGUGAUUAAUAUGCAAAAACCAAUAUUGUGUUCCUGUGAUUGAGUCGUGGUACAGACAGGGCGCAGAAUUCUACGAAUGAGAGAU
This is a messenger RNA of Pseudogymnoascus verrucosus, 2095 nucleotides long. RefSeq lists its product as uncharacterized. Lineage: Eukaryota; Fungi; Ascomycota; Leotiomycetes; Thelebolales; Thelebolaceae. The record is from RefSeq and is a predicted model, not a curated record. The transcript has 2 exons. Bases 319 to 1509 code for a protein of 396 amino acids. Gene Ontology annotation, molecular function: ubiquitin protein ligase activity; zinc ion binding.